AUGCAAUGUUACUUUUUGAACGUAGAGAAAGACAAUUGCCUAAGAAUAUCCUUCAACCGCGCCCAGUGGACCUCUAUGAUGUUACCGAAAAGCUUCUUUGGAUCUUUAUUCCUUGCGGUAACAACUGUUUCAACCUUCGCAAUGUCAACAGCCCGUUACACAGUACCAAUUCACGAAUCGAUCCAAAUUUUGGAGACUCGUCAACAACUGAAUGAUAUGGCGAGGCAAUACCCACUCGGAACUAUGGACGACAGGAAUGGAGGCUAUUAUCUCUUAGACUAUGAUGAUACCGUUCUAGCUAUCGCAUCUGAUCCCCUAUGUGAAGAACUGGAUGCUGCAAUCGAGGCAGCAGAACGGUACCGCAGCGCCCAUUCCGAAAUCGACGAUGAAAGCGAAUUCGCUACACCUACCUCAAAGUGA
Penicillium roqueforti is the source of this 420-nucleotide messenger RNA. RefSeq lists its product as uncharacterized. NCBI's taxonomy places the organism in Eukaryota, Fungi, Ascomycota, Eurotiomycetes, Eurotiales, Aspergillaceae. The record is from RefSeq and is a predicted model, not a curated record. The coding region runs from base 1 to 420 and encodes 139 amino acids. The transcript is spliced from 3 exons.